This is a messenger RNA of Salpingoeca rosetta, 828 nucleotides long. RefSeq lists its product as uncharacterized. The record is from RefSeq and is a predicted model, not a curated record. Bases 50 to 565 code for a protein of 171 amino acids. Lineage: Eukaryota; Choanoflagellata; Craspedida; Salpingoecidae. The transcript has 3 exons.
ACCGUUUCAAAGCAGACAACCAACCUCUCCACACACCAAACAAACCCGAAUGAUGAUGCUGCGACUUGGUGCCGUUGCGUGCCUGGUGCUGGUGGCGCUGCUGGGUGCUGCUGCCCCGGCACACGGCGAUGCACAGGCUGUGCGACAGCUGACGCGAGAGGACCUGUCGCACAAGCGCGUGAGCGAGCUCAGGCGGUUUCUCGAGGAGCGCGGUGCAGACUGUCUUGGCUGCGUGGAGAAGACGCACUUUGUGGAUCGGGCACUGGAGGUGCAGAGCUGGCCCCUGAAACCCUCAACGCCCAAGCCCAAGCCCUCGAAGCAGGGCGACCCCGACAUUGACGAGAUGCUCAAGGCGUUCCAGCAGGACCAGGAGCGCAAGAAGAAGAUGCACGACAUGCUGCGCAAGCAAGGCAUCAACCUGGGUGACCAAGAUGACGCCCAGGCGAAGAUCCUGGAGUCACUGCAGAAGAUGCGCAAGCGACCCGCCAAGCAGGACGACAGCGACAGCGCCGACCGUGACCGUGGCAGCGAGGACCACGAGCAGCACAAGCACGAAGAGUUGUAGUGGAUGACGGGCCUUCGAUGGCAGUGUGUGUGUGUGUGUGUGUGUUCGCUUGUGCAUGGAUGUGUGCAUGUAUGCGUGUGUGCUGAGCGCAAACGCAUAGAGCAAGGGCGAAGAGUGUUGUGCUUGCUCUCUUCUUGUCACUGAUACGAACGCGCUUGUAUGACCCACCAGUGCAACACCACACACACGCGCGCGCGCACACACACACGCACACACCAACUAUGUUCCCUGAUGCGACAAUAGAAGACGUACGUAACACACCA